Protopolystoma xenopodis is the source of this 228-nucleotide messenger RNA. The record is from the annotation of a GenBank genome assembly. Lineage: Eukaryota; Metazoa; Platyhelminthes; Monogenea; Polystomatidea; Polystomatidae.
AUGCUACCUUGGUAUGAUGAUGUUCUUUAUAUGACGGACGAAAGCUCAGCAUUUUUCAGCGGAAUCGAAGGAGAUUACCUCGGAAACAGCGUCACCAUGAAUGUUUCAGUAAAACUGGUCAAGAGGAAUCCGCCGUCGUCUUCUGAUGGACUCGACCUUCGAAACUCUUCACCAAACACUUUCACUCGAAAUGGAAGUAAGCUCGAUGAUAUUGUAGACAUUGAGUGA